GGACUAGUUUAGCCCCGCAUUGUUUCCAAAUAUAAUUACAAGUCAGUCCUGAGUGGGAAAGAAGUGGCCUGUGAGCAGGACAUCUAGAGCCCAGGCCCAGCUCUGCUGCUGUGUGGCUGUGUGACCUCAGGAUAGUGUUCUGGUCUUGAUUGGGAGAACAGGAAGCCUGUGAUUACUUCCACUUGGACCUUCCUUUCAUAGUAACCAUUGUCUACUGUCUGAAAGUCAGCGUGGGAAUCCCGCCUUUUGUGUAUAUCUCUUCCUGCACAGCACUUGAGGUCUGGGGACAAAAAUCACAAGAUUAAAUAAGAGCAUGUGUGUAUACUAAUGGGAAUAAUCUGGCAGACAAAAAAAAACUGGUGAUACAGGAGAAGAUGACUAGAAUAAUGUCCUCGUGCUGAUGAGAGAGGAUCCCAGGCAACGUGGACGAGAUGAACUUGGAGCAUGGAGAAUCCAUCCUCAUGGCAGGAGGGAAGCAGAUCAAAUAAGAGCAUGUGUGUAUACUGAUGGGAAUAAUCUGGCAGACAGAAAAAAACUGGUGAUACAGGAGAAGAUGACUAGAAUGAUGUCCUCAUGCUGAUGAGAGAGGAUCCCGGGCAACGUGGACGAGAUGAACUUGGAGCAUGGAGAAUCCAUCCUCGUGGCAGGAGGGAAGCAGGUUCUUCUCAUGCCUGAGACUGUUGUGCAUAAAGCCAGCCUGGCAGACUGGAAGAUGAGAGCCACAUGGAAAACUGAGGCGGUCCAGUCAGCAAGCAGCGCCCACCAUCAGUCGUGGGAGUGAGGCUAUGUGGGAACACCCGCCUAAGUCAUAGAAUCACAGAACAAUCUCCUUAUUGCUCACUGUGGGGAAGCCAGCUACCAUGCCAGGAGGAUACUCAAGCAUCUCCAUGGAGGACUCGUGUGUCCAGGAACCAGGGCCUCCGGCCAGCAGCCAUGUGAACAAAGCUGUCUUGGAAAGCAGAUCCUCCAGCCCCAGUCAAGCCUUCAGAUGACUGCAGCCCCAAGGGACAUCUUGACCUCAUUCCAUGAAACACUAUAAGCCAAAACCACCUCAGUGAGUCGUGACAGACACCUAUGUGGACCCCGGUCUUUGCCAUCACAAACAACGUUGCAGUGAGCAUCUUCUCACCUGUCUCCUUAGGCCUGUGCAGAGUUUCUCUGGAUGAGGAACCCAAGAGUGGAACGGCUAGAACAGAGGAUGCUCUCAGCGUCUAGAUGGAGCCCUCAGACAUCCCAGAGUCCACCACCUCGUAUGAGUAUGACCCUCAGAGCUUUCUGUGUGAGAAGAGGACCUUCGUCUUCGCCACGGUCAGCACCACCGUCCUCUACUGCCUGGUGUUCUUUCUCAGCAUGGCGGGCAACAGCCUGGUGCUGUGGGUCUUGGUGAAGUAUGAGAGCCUGGAGUCCCUCACCAACGUCUUCAUCCUCAACCUGUGCCUCUCAGACCUGGUGUUCUCCUGCUUGCUGCCCGUGUGGAUCUCGGGGUACCACUGGGGCUGGGUGCUGGGAGAUGUCCUGUGCAAGCUCCUCAACAUGGUCUUCUCCAUCAGCCUCUACAGCAGCAUCUCCUUCCUGACCAUCAUGACCAUCCAUCGCUACCUGUCGGUGGUGAGUCCCAUCUCGUCCCUGCGCGUCCACACCCUCCAGCGCCGUGUGCUGGUGACCGCCGCCAUCUGGGCGGCCAGCAUCCUGUCCUCCGUCCCCGACGCCAUCUCCCACAAGGUGUUCCCUUCGGGCUGUGACUAUGCCGAACUCGAGUGGUUCCUCGCCUCCGUCUACCAGCACAAUGUCAUCUUCCUGCUGUCCGUGGGGGUCAUCCUGUUCUGCUACGUGGAGAUCCUCAGGACCCUGUUCCGCUCGCGGUCCAAGCGGCGCCACCGGACCGUGAGGCUCAUCUUCACCAUCGUGGCGGCGUACUUCCUCAGCUGGGCUCCCUACAACCUGAUCCUGUUCCUGCAGACACUGUUGAAACUGGGGGUCAUUCAGAGCUGCGAGGUCAGCCAGCAGCUGGAUUACGCCCUGCUCAUCUGCCGCAACAUUGCCUUCUCCCACUGCUGCUUCAACCCAGUGCUCUACGUCUUCGUCGGGGUCAAGUUCCGCAGGCACCUCAAAAGUCUGCUCCGGCGCUUCUGGCUCUGCCGGCAGCAGGCGCCCAGCCUUCCUCCGUCACCUCACCCCCCAGGUGCCUUCACCUACGAGGGCAUCUCCUUCUAUUGAAGGGGAGUUUGGUGGGGCAGGAAGGAGGGAGAGGGCAUGUGGCUGGGAAACGCUACAGCUGCAGCUGGGGGAUGACAGCGAUACGUUACACCAGGGGGUCCUGUGGGCCCCCUCUUCUGUGGAGAAGUUCCCCACCUGGAAAUCUUACAUUGCCAUCCAGAAAAAUGCUUCUUAGAUUCUGAGGAACUCUUUUCUCCUUUAUUCCUUCAUUCAGACACGGAUUUCUCAUCUUUGCUCAGGUCAGGAGACUCUCAAAUAUGAAAGGCUUCCGGGAAAGGAGCAUCCUUCAGGACUUGAUGAGGGUCUGGAAUUCAGUUGUGCAGCUCUAGGCUGCUGGCGAGACGGUGUUCCCUCCCUGACUGUAGGACUGUCCCCCAGUGUUGGAGGUGGUGGCUCCGGAUGGGACUGUCUGUAGAAGUGAUCACACCUGCAAACAAGCACAGUCAGAGUGAAAUCUGGAUUCUGAAUUCCCACAGCUGGACCGGAGAUGUGCUCUGUACCAUAGCUCCAGUUUCUAGCACAUGAAGUGGCACUUGAAUAUUUAGUCUGUAAAUCUUUUAUUGAAAGAAUGAAUGCAGUAAGUUCCACCUUCUGCAGGCAUUUACGUGGAAGCUAUAAAAAUGAAUGAGAUGCAGAUGCUAACCUCCAGGUGCCAACAGUUGAGCUCUGACGGCCCAGAUAACUAAACACCCACUUUGCUGAAGGCAUCCAGGGUGAAGAUUCCUCCAACACCUCCUCCUCUCCAAGUGGAUAUUGAGCUGACGUUUCUGAUUCAUCACGUUCCACCUAAAGUGUUCUCCUGCUCCUGGUUGCUGCUGCCAGCUUCCCCCACGAGCUGGGUUAUCUUGGAGCCCUGCAUUUCCUUUCCUCUAUGCCCACGGCCAAGUCCUGUUGAUGUUACCUUCCCAGUAUCUCUCACAUGCCUGUUGCUUCCUCCCCAAACAGCCUCAUAUCCUCAGCAUCUUCCUGCUGCUCAUUUCUUUCCCCUCCAGUGUCCUCUGCAUUGAUAUCAUGGCACUUCAAAACCCUCACGUUAUGUUCAAAUAAAGCCCAAAUACCAUAGGCUUUAUCUGCAUGUAAAUAAAGGCCCCUUCAAUCUGG
This is a messenger RNA of Cervus elaphus (red deer), 3318 nucleotides long. RefSeq names its product X-C motif chemokine receptor 1 (gene XCR1). Gene Ontology annotation, biological process: G protein-coupled receptor signaling pathway; immune response; chemotaxis. Bases 1216 to 2217 code for a protein of 333 amino acids. NCBI's taxonomy places the organism in Eukaryota, Metazoa, Chordata, Mammalia, Artiodactyla, Cervidae. The transcript is spliced from 8 exons. Gene Ontology annotation, molecular function: chemokine receptor activity. Gene Ontology annotation, cellular component: membrane. The record is from RefSeq and is a predicted model, not a curated record.